Messenger RNA from Schizophyllum commune H4-8, 2205 nucleotides. RefSeq names its product Pkinase-domain-containing protein. Gene Ontology annotation, molecular function: protein kinase activity; ATP binding. Gene Ontology annotation, biological process: protein phosphorylation; regulation of cytokinesis; mitotic spindle organization. The record is from RefSeq and is a predicted model, not a curated record. Lineage: Eukaryota; Fungi; Basidiomycota; Agaricomycetes; Agaricales; Schizophyllaceae. Bases 53 to 1783 code for a protein of 576 amino acids. Gene Ontology annotation, cellular component: spindle microtubule; spindle pole centrosome; chromosome passenger complex. The transcript is spliced from 8 exons.
CGCCAGAGUUCCCACCGCUUUCGUCAGCAUCAGAAUCAUAGUCCGCCAUACAAUGCCAUCGGUCGGGGUCAUGGACGCGUUUAAAAAUCUCAUCCGCCACGGCAAGCACCACCAGCACGCUCGUCAGGACGCGAAAACACCAGUCGACGCCAAGUCCCCGAGCUCGCCCUCAAGCGCCCGCUCAUCGCAGCAGAAGAACCGCGAUGCCGCACAGCAGCAGGAACGCCAGCAACAGCAGACGCAGACGCAGUCUCAGGCCGCGUCGCAGAAGUCCCCCGCGCCCAAGGAGGCUGCGGAGAUGAUCGUCAACGAGGAACGCGAGCAGAAGUCGAAGAUGCCCACCUACAAGGGCCUAGAGAAAUACAAGCUGUUGGAGAAGAUGGGAGACGGCGCAUUCUCGAACGUGUACAAGGCUGUGGAGAUUGCGACUGGUCAGCGAGUAGCCCUCAAGGUCGUGCGCAAGUUUGAGCUCAACGCAUCCCAGCGCGCGAAUAUCCUCAAGGAGGUCCAGAUCAUGCGUGGCACGCACCAUCCAUCCAUCGUCAAGCUUCUCAACUUCGCCGAGUCCCCAGAGUACUACUUCCUGACCCUCGAACUUAUGGAGGGCGGCGAACUCUUCCAUCAGAUUGUCAGGUUGACGUACUUCAGCGAGAACCUAUCUCGACACGUCAUCCUCCAGGUCGCGAACGGGAUUCGCUACCUGCACGAGGAGCGCGGUGUUGUUCACCGCGAUAUCAAGCCCGAAAACCUCCUUUUCGAGCGUAUACCUAUCAUUCCUUCCAAGAACCCUGUCGUGCGGCCUUACGACGAGGAUAAGGAGGAUGAGGGUGAGUUCAUUCCCGGUGUCGGUGGUGGUGGCAUCGGUCGCGUCAAGAUCGCCGACUUCGGCCUCAGCAAGGUUGUCUGGAACGAGGAGACCAUGACGCCAUGUGGGACGGUAGGCUACACUGCCCCCGAGAUCGUCAAGGAUGAGCGAUACAGCAAGAGUGUCGAUAUGUGGGCGCUCGGCUGUGUGCUCUACACCUUGCUCUGCGGCUUCCCGCCGUUCUACGACGAGAGCAUCAACGUGCUCACGGAGAAGGUCGCUCGCGGUUACUACACGUUCCUCAGCCCCUGGUGGGAUGACAUCAGCGCGAGUGCGAAGGACCUUAUCACCCAUCUGCUCUGCGUUGAUCCUGCGCAACGUUUCACUAUCGAUGAAUUCUUGGCGCACCCGUGGUGUAACGCAGCACCUGCUCCAGCUCCACCUCCUACGCCGUUCAUUUAUGGCCAGAACCAACCCCCUACCGGUCUUGAUUCCCCGCUACUCAGCGCGGCCCGUGGCGGACGUCCCGAGGGCAGGUCUCCGGGAGUUGCAACGCUCAAGGAAGCUUUCGACAUCACCUACGCCGUUCACCGUAUGGAGGAGGAGGGUGCGCGCCGUCGGAAGUACAAUGGGCCCGGAGGCGCAGGUGCGCGCGGAUUCCUCGGCGGUCUUAACGAGGACGAUGAGACGGAGGAUUCGGACGACGGAACGAUCAACGGCGAGUCGAGCGCACCGGAGGGUAGCCGUCGCUACGAUGGUCGUGCAGGUCCCCGUGAUCAGGGUCAGGCUCAGCCGCGGAAGGCCGCUGCAUCUGGCAGUCGUCGGAAGCAGGGCUUCGAGCUUGACCUCGAUGGCGCGACGCUGCUCGGCAGGAGACAACACCGCGGUGGCGCCGUUGGUAUGAGCAGCCCACUGUCGGGCAAGCCUGUCACCUCGCCGAUGGCGCUGGAUCCCGGCAGCCCCAUGCAGGUCUCAUAGACGCCUAUUUCCUUACUCCCCUCCGCUCCCUUGUGCGUCCUCGCACGCCCUCCUGAUGGCCUUCCCGCUCCCCGGUAUACCUAACAUACAAGCGGAGUGGCUCGCCUAAUCCUCGUAUCUUCUCAUUUUGGCGGACACUGUCGGCACGCUACAAUUGUCCCUCCCCCCUCUGCAGCACUACAGCCAACACCUCGUAUAGUAUUGCUAUUUUUUGUAUGCACUUCACUCACACAAUCAUCCCCCUUGUUUCCCCUUGCCCCUCUCACUGUAUACCCGUCGUCCACGGCGUUGUACUUAAAUAUUUUCGCACUAGUUGUACCAGUACUACGAUGCAACACUAUUUUCCUCCAUACACGAUGAGAUUACGCUUCUGUACUCUCUACAAGCAACCGGAAUCCCAAUGAAGCCAUAUUAUCUGAAGG